Dreissena polymorpha is the source of this 561-nucleotide messenger RNA. RefSeq lists its product as uncharacterized. NCBI's taxonomy places the organism in Eukaryota, Metazoa, Mollusca, Bivalvia, Myida, Dreissenidae. The record is from RefSeq and is a predicted model, not a curated record. The coding region runs from base 1 to 561 and encodes 186 amino acids. The transcript is spliced from 3 exons.
AUGUGUCUAUCCUACAACAUCUGCCGUCAACCGAGGUUAAUUAAGUCGUUUGUGGUGGAUUACGAGGCUGGACUGUGGCAGGCUAUAAGAGCCGUGUUUCCCCAACCUGAUAUCCAUGGCUGCGCUUUUCACUUUGGACAGGCCCUCUAUCGGAAGGUUCAAGAAUUCGGAUUGCAGACUGCAUACAACGAGCGUUGUGACGUGUAUGCACUCCUUAGAAAGACAUUUGCACUGCCGCUACUACCCGUGGAGGACAUUCGACCUGCUUUCGACACAUUACGGACGAAAUCGGACACUGACGCGACGGACAGAUACUUUGACUACCUAGAACGGACGUGGAUGACAAACCCACUGUGGCCUAUUGAUAGUUGGUGCGUAUUUGGUCGGUCCAUUCGCACCAACAACGACAGCGAGGGCUGGCAUCAUCGCCUGAUCCGACGUGCGAAGAAAGGGAAUCUCCCCUUUUACUUGUUGGUUCAACUGUUGUGUGAAGAGGCGAAGCUGCUUACUAACACAGGUGCGGUUAGUGAGAGAGGGAAAGUUGAGGAGACAUCAGAAUAA